Molecule: messenger RNA, 4779 nt
Organism: Nymphalis io (European peacock)
Lineage: Eukaryota; Metazoa; Arthropoda; Insecta; Lepidoptera; Nymphalidae
Product: folliculin-interacting protein 2
Exons: 13
Coding region: 449-3553 (1034 amino acids)
Cellular component (GO): cytoplasm
Molecular function (GO): protein-folding chaperone binding; ATPase inhibitor activity
Source: RefSeq, a predicted model, not a curated record
AAGCUUUCAGAGUUCUCUUGUUUGUUGGAUUCAUUGAGUUGCGAAGUUGAAAUUGGUGACGCACAAGACUGGCAAGUGGCAGUGCGGUGAGUAUCACCGUCACCGACUAGCUCAAAGCGGGGGAAGUCUCGAAGCAUGUGAUAAGCGCGGGGGGGCGCGGGGUGGCGUGGGCGACGGCCUGAUCACGUCAUUUAGGAAGAGGGGCGGCUCUGCUCCAUCAAUGUUUACUUACUAUUUACACGCGAGCUAGUACACUCGCACAUUCCAAGAAACUCGGCCGUCGGUCUAUUGUCUUUCGGCCGUCAAAGUGCAUUUAAAGUGAAAUCUUUUUGUUAUUGCAUUUCUUGGACCGUGUGUGCAUGUGGAAUAAAUUUUCUUCUUUUGAACUUUUAUAAUUUGCAUUCUUGGUGAAACAGCUGUGGGAUUAUUUAACCGACUAUGAAAUAAAAUGAAAUUUAGGUCUUGUGAAAUAACUUCGCAGCAAGUGCGGUUGCUUCUAUACAAAGAGUGUGAUCGCAGGGGAAGAAAGGUUUUGUUUGAUUCAUCAACUAUAGAAAGACUACCGGCACACAAAAAUGAUAAACCAGAUUAUAGAAACACGGAUAAGAUUCCUUGCAUUAUGGAAGUUUCAGAUGGAUACACAUAUGUGUAUAAAGGCCAAGCGACGGAUGCUAGCGUCCUCGGUGAGAUGAUAUUCGGUGCGGUUGCAAUGAACUGCAAGAGCGUUUCAUUGAAAAUUCACAUCAUGAAUGAUCCGAAAAGGUUAAUGUGCACGAAGAUAUUCAACGUGCCACCGUCGCGGAUAAGUCGUACAAAGACUGAGGCGAAGAGUGGACACUUGGCCACCCACUCGACGCCGCUUAACGUGCCAUUGCUGAAAGAGGAAGGAGUUUCGCUAAGUUUUUCUUUGGAUAGAGGUGACUCUGGUUUUUAUGGGGAACAAUCACCAUAUAGCAGCGUGGGUUCAACCUAUGAUUACUUCUCCAUGUUUGACACUUGGGAUGUGAACUCUACAGACGAAUACUGCUUCUACACUCCGUGUGGUCGCAAGUUGAGCUGCUCCAGCAACGGUAGCUGGCAGAGGCGAACUUUCCAGAGCAUGGCCACUAAGUUCGACCUCGGACAGGCGAACUACUUGAAUGUACCAACAUCAAGUACCGUCUCCAGCGUUGAUUCGCAGAUAUACAGCAGCAGUUCAACCAGCGGAACAACGGAUAGUUUAGCGAGUUCAACGUCUGUUGUGACGAGACGAGGGAAACUUGGACUAGCAUUGCUUAUCACGGUUGCAGAAUCUACUGAUAUGGACCUCAUUCGUCGUUGUAUGGAACACUCUCCGCAACUUCAGGCCCUGGUGUGUCGGUUGCGUCUCGCGACACUGGCAGCGGGAACGGGAAGCGCCUUCGUAUCAACCCUUCAUAAGGCUGCCGGAGAUGCUGCGAGAUGGUUGUCUGAUCUGAUGUGCGGGCCGCGGUUACAACCUGUGUGGUUAGAUCUAGUCACGAGCGAGCCGCGGGCAGCGAACAAAAUGGCGGACACGCUUCUUUCAGAUCUAUGCUCCGUUCUAGCUGUUGGUGACACGAAGAAUACUAAUUUUUUUAUCAGCACACUUCUGACCUACGUUCUCACACAUCAUCUCGGUUGGGUGUCUACAGUCAGUCCCUACGAUCCCAUUGAUCCACAGAACUGUACCUCGGAAGAACUUGACACACGACGUCCGUACAAUGCUCUGUGGGCACAACUAACAGACCUCUGCGGCAGUAUCGGCUACCCGCCGCGUUCCGCUAGAACCAUCAUCACAGGCUCCAAAAACGUUCAGUUCAUAAAAAGAUUACUCGCAGUUUUAACGUAUUUCGUACGUUGUGGUGACGUCAGUAAGAACGAUUUCAAGUAUCAAGACUGUUUGUUAAAGGAACCCAAGAUUGUGAAUGUGAAUAGCCAAAAAAGUUUAGACGUAGUUAGGACCGCGAAAGGCGUAGAAGUUAAAGAGUGUAGUUUCAAUGAUAGUUUGAAAGUGCAUCCGUUAAAUAGGAGCAGUGGUGUUAGUGUCGGUACGUUAGUAGCGAGUGAGGUUAGUCUAAAAAAAUCGACCACGAUGGUCGAUUUGAAUCAAAAGCUCUCUAGUUCAGAUUUCGCGUUGGAUGGCAGUAGUAGUGGUGAGAGUCAGAACAUACCGCUGAGAAGACAUCCGACAGUGAUGACCUCGUUGAAGACCUCGUCUGACUCGAGUCCGAACUUAUCGGCUUCGGAGGAAUGUGAGGCGAAGAAAGUCGUGUUCGUGCUCGGCGAUGACGAUAAGCUGGUGGGACUAAAGAACAAAUCGUAUGGGAAAAAGAGUGGUAAGAAAUCAACUAAGCCCCCCGAACAAGUCAACACAACACAUCUAGAAAAGACUGACAACUGCACCAACGACUGUGAUAGGGACAAGUCAUCGAGGAGCUCCGAGAGCCCGUCCAAAUGCUGCGGGCAGACACUUCAACAUUCCAAGCCAAUAAAACAUUCCGGAUUUAAGUUCGAGUUCGAUAAGUAUCCACAGAUAGUCACUAAUUAUAUGAAGAGCAAGAAUUUAGAGAUUUUAGAUAGACACUACAUCGGUAAACCGGGUAACCUGAAGCUGGACAACUUCCAGUUCGAUCCCACCUUCGUACCACCGAUACAGGAAGAGAGGUGCGAGACGUGUUACAAGUGCCAGAUGAUGGAGUCCAUGUUGCAGACGCCUACCAACGCGUCAGAAAUGGAGUACAUGAACGAUAUCCCGCGCCAGUCCGAGCCCCAGUUCGCCAAGGAGACGCUAGUCGAGGAUACGACCACCCAUCGGGAGAUGUCACCCAAAACAUUCGUUCGGAAAGUGAAAGAAAACACGAUGAUUGUGAACGUUGAUAGCAAGCCCGAUGAACGUUCUGGCUCCAGAGAGCUUGGUGCGGAUGUGAAUGAUAAGAAAGAUACAAAGCCUGCUGAUAGAAAUAAGCAAUUGGAAGUGAAGCAAGUGAUAGAGUUCCCUUUGUCGCAAGUGGCCUCGAGCAAGCUUCAGACACAAGUGCGGUCUGGCUAUGAAGCUUCGUUGCUUGGCGGUCUCACCAACAACUAUGUACCUGAUUUAGUUUUACAAGGAACCGUCGCAAACCCUAACAGCUGGGAGGCGGAACUGCGGCGGGACCUAGACCUCACAUCGUACCUGAACAAAACACUAGAUCCGCCUGUGCAGUCCAUCGCUAUCGUUGGAGACACUAACUCAUGGGAGGUGCGGCUGGUGGGGCGCGAGUGCGGCUGCGGUGGGCUGUCCCCGCUGGUGGGCGGCGUGCUGGACGCGCUGCCCGCCAUGCGCCAGGCGCGCGUGCCGCCGCAGCAGUGUCUCCUGUACCUCGAGAGUAAGCUCCGUGAAUUCUGCGUGCUAUCAAAAACGUUAGCGGACAUGUUGAUGUCGACAGACUUCUGCGAUAUCGCGACGCUGACGAAAUCGCUUAACAUCGACGUAAAUGACGUCCCGCUGUUGUUGGCUGUUGCUACCACGCACACUCCACAGGUAGCGAAGAGAUACGGUGUUAGUUAUAGAUAGUAAUACCUCGAAGAAUCAUGUGCGAGAUUAUUAUUGAGAUCAAAUAUUUUGUUUAGCACAUCGGAUUGUGUAAUAGAACAGAUUAAUUAAAGACAAGUCAUUUUUUUCGUCUAUGUUAAAGCAUUACUCUAUUUUAUUUAUUAUUAGUGGUUAAGACCAGAUUACCUGUAAAAAAGUUGUCUUGACUUUGCUAGUGGGUCAUUGGUUUUUCCCUUGAUUUAGUACCAUUAGGUUUUUUAAAGCAUAUAAAUUCAAUUGGUUUCAAUAUAAAGUUAGAUAUUCGUAUUCUAAUUACUCAAUGACGACUCAAGUAAUGACUACUUUAAAUUAAUUUACUUAUAAUACAUGCCUCGAUUAUAUGUUCAAUAAUAAUGAAUGUUACAUAUCGUAAUUAAGUAAUUAUCUAAAUAAUGUUUAAUGAGCACAUUCACAGAUUAAAAAUAAUGCGUACACGUUUAAAAAAUGUUGCCUGUAUAAAUGCUUUACAUUAUUUACAUAAUAUAUUUAUUUUAAAUUUUCCUUAAAUAUUUUUUAAAGUAAAGUAUUUUGUGUAUAAUUAUAAUAAUAUAUUUAAUUAUAUAAUGUAAUAUUUAUAAAUGUAAAUAUCGAUGAGUCAUCUGUGAUUGGUUGAAAUAAAUUGCAAAGUGUUGCUAUAUUUAUUUUGAAUAUAUUUAUAUAUAUAAUGAAAGUUAAGAUAUUUUUGAUUCUAAGUCAAGUGUGCAGCUUGUAUGUUAAUAUGUAUAUCGUACCAGGCCGUGUAGCUAACAGUAUUUAAAAAUAAGUCAAACAAAACUCCUUAGUAAUAAACAAGUUUGUUAAUAUUCGUUAAAUAAAUAUAUUUAUACAUUAUACUUAUUCGUUUUUCAUCACUGAAAUAUUGUAUAUUUUAAUUGACUUUUAUUUAUUAAAAAAAAAAAAAUCACGUGAUUAUAUUUUAAUUAAAAUAAGUCUCGGUAUCACAUAAAUUAUUGAUUUUUAUGAUAUUUGUUUACAUUUCAUAAAUAAAACGUUUUUUUAAGUAAACAUGUUAAAAAUGUUGCAAGUUUUUGAUUUUUUCUUUAAAAAAAUGUUUUAUACUUAUUAUUAUUGUCUGUCAGUAUAUAUAUAGAAUACUCCAAAACAAAAGUACCUUAACACAACGUAAUUAUAUGUUAGCGCUAUUACAAUUGUGAUUUCACAAAAAAUAUUUUUAUAUUUAGUCAAUGAUUAAAAUUAUUUCUUUUUCA